GGCAGCGCCACAAAACGGUGCGGCCUGGACGAGCGCGGCGCCGGGCCAGCCGUACCAAAGACGCGCGUGGGCGUGCGAAAGCGGGUGGACAGCCACGACCUAGCGUGAGCCCGCUGCUAUUUGCUUGGGCAGCACACCCAGAGGGGCAGCCUCCCAGACCAUGUCCCAGCUCGCGGGCUACGCGGGCCGCGCCGUCACGCUCGCGGACCUGGAGCCGCGCUCGACGAGCGCGCCCCUCGGCGAGCGGCGCCCGACGGUAGUCGAGCCCGCGGCGAUCCCGUCCACGCUGCUCACGUACGACGGGAACGAAGAAAGUAGGAGCGACGCCUACGGCAAGUUCGCCGCGACCAUCUUCCCCGACGUCGAUCCGAAAAAUACGGGACGAGCCCUGCAGCGCUCGCUCAAGAAGAAGAAGAAGACGAGGCGGCCGGCCCAGACUCAAUUAACGAUCGGAAGCGUCGCGAGCGAGGCGAGCAAUGCGCGGGGGGCGGGCAAGGCCCUCUCCCGCAAGUUCGAGGACGCCAUGAGCAUCGCCGACCAGAGAGAUCCGAGAGACAAGAGUAUCGGCGAGACGCUCGGGCGAUUGGCGCGGCAGAACCGCGACGCCCCCGAGGCGGCGCGCGACUACCUCGAGUGCUGCUCCGCUGUCGCUAAUGCCUUUGCUGAACGGAAGAAGCUCUCCGCCGAAGCAGAGGCGGACGCCGCUUCAGCACAAUCGAUGGGCGUCACCUCACACUUAUGGAAAAAUGCCAGAGACGACCUCGGCGCCUGCGUGUUCGAGCAGAAGUGGGCCGACCAGGUCUGUUCUGAACUAGUGGCUCAAGUCACGGUCGGUUGCCUGGAGCACGGCAGAUUGGUCGAUUCUCUGAGAGAGCGGUUCGGCAGCGUCUUCGAUCGCGUCUGUAGGUUGCAUUCGGAUGCCUUGUGGCAACUUGAUAAAGCGUGCGGCGAGAUCUCUUCUUCGAAGGAUAGAAUUGAAGAAUUAGAGCAAUUACGACGAGACGACAAGGUCAACCUUGAGAGAGAAAAGCGGGAGGCCCUCCAGGACGCGAACAACAACCACUCUGAUCAACUACUAGAACUUAAUAAAAAAGACAACGAGCAACGACAGGCCAACCGGAAGCUGAAGGAGACCGUCAAAAGUCUGAACGGCAUCUUUCAGGACAUGCAGCGCGACAAGGACCUGGUGAACAAGGGUGAUAUGAGGAACGUCAUGCGGGGCCAGAAGGAAGAACUAGCUGCAUUGCGGGAGGAGGUCGAGGAGCUACGCCAUUGCAAGAAGGAUAGUAUGAGAGUACCGGUCCUCGAGAAGACGAUCCAGUCCAUGCACCGCGCCCAAGAAGCGCUGGAGGCCAAACUCAAGGAUCGGGAAGCGAUCGUGGCCAUGUACCAGGAGAAGGAGGCCGCUAAGUUGCGCGAGGAGGAACUUGCGAAAGAGCGCCAGGCGCAGAAGGAAGGCGAAUUGGCCGCUCUGGAACGAGACGGGCAUUUAGAAAAGGAGCCCGAGGAAGAGCUCGACGAUGCGGAAGAAGAUCCGCUGGCCAAUGUCCUAUGCAUUAAAUGUGGGAAAUCUUUAUCUGAUAUGGCCAAUAUACGGGAGGCUAUAGUAGGACCGGAGCCGGAGCCGCCUCGUUUGGUGUGCCAUGGGUAUCGACUGCUCCUACCUCCUCUUGGUGGUGAAAGACCACCUAGGUCGAUCACGUGGGUGCGGCGGUGUAUGCGGGCCAUCAUCGGUGCUUUGCUGAGGGAUCAUGCCUCGCACGGUCCCCAGCAGGAGGGACGCGCGAGGUUUCCCGAAUUUGCGUAUGCCUUCUUCGAGCCGCCUCGGAAAUAUCUUGAUAGUCUACAUAGCACUGAGAGGCGCGAAGCGAUCAAAGUGGCCGAUGACGACCGGUGGGGCCUCUACUACGGCGCGAAGAUGUUAAGCAGAGAAUCGGACGAAGCCAAGUUAUUCUGGAGUUUACUUGAUGAGUCGCACGGUGGGGACUUCCUCGCGUUUUAUCUCUACUGUAACGAACUCAUCCAGACCACCGCCGGAGUGGUCCUAAAUGCCCAGGGCUGCGUCUUCGCGAACACAUAUUAUGAACUCAAGGAGAAAGUCAAGGAGUUCGAAGCGCACGCGAAGAUGCGUAAAAAGGUCGGGGCGAACCCCGCGGACCCGCCGUGGGACCGCCUCGCGGCCAUUUCCGACGCCGACGCUUUGGCUUUAGGAGGCCAGCAGUGCGUCUGGCUGCCGCUGGUGGACGCGCUCGAGGCCACGGAGAAGGUGCUCCAGAAGGGCAACCCUCGGCUACGGGAGGGCGCUCUCAAAGCCACUCGAGAUAUCGCCGUGGAGGCGGAAGGGCGUAGCAGCAAGUGGGGCGCCAAGCAGUUAGAAUGCGUGGACAUGGCGCUCUGGCUCAGAGUGCUUACGCAUCUGUAUCGGGAGGAGCAGGCCCAUCGGAGGGCCGCGGUGAGGUUGAUGUUCGAAACCGCGUUAGCAGGGACCAUAGCGGUCCACGCGCCGGACUACGGCACGGGUCGUACUCCAGAAGCACCGGAGCGCAACGACGACCCGAAGGCGCCGCCGCCCUGCGUCGAUUUACCACAGUUCGUGGCGAUCGUCCGUACGUUACUUCCAGACGCGUCGACGACCUACGCUGCUGCCUUAUACCGAGAGGCCCACGAGGCCUCCAAGGGCAACGUGGACUAUGAAGUAUUUUUAGAUACGUGCGAGAAGCAGCGCUUCUUCGCGCGGGCGCUGGCUCUACCGCACCAUGCGAGGAGUCCGAGAGACUUCCCGCUGCCGUUGGAAGCUCGCAGACAAUUGGGAGGCCUCGUCCAGAUGCGCGCGCGCAUGAUGUCUAAUCUCAUGGACCGCGUCGAAGGGACGCUGGCGGACCACGCGCGGUCGCGCUUCAAAUUCUUAAGGGCUCAAUUCGACACCGCGUUGGAAGUCGCUUCCGAUAAUGCCGUGGGCGACGUCGACGGGAUGCAGCCGCUCGCGGCCUACCGGCGGUUAUUGCAGUUAUGCAUUGAUCACCGAUUGCGAUCUUAUGAGUUAGGAAGCGACUACCCGGAGGGUUCGGGCUGCGGCGGCUUCGCGAAGCGGCUCUACACGAACCAGAUGACGCCCGGUGAUUUUGUGAUGAAUAUUCUGCAAGAAUUGCGAUCUAUGGAGUUGGUUUUAGUGGAUUUCAAGGAACCCCAAGCGUGGACCAUGGUCCAGCGUUUGCAAACCACUUUGGCAGUUAGUCGGGUGAACAAGAGCUGGAAGCGGAGGCAGGAGCGGGAAAACGGCGCGCCGCAGUCGAUUAGACUAAGGAUGCGCAAGGGCUACAUGAGUGGACGUGGUUCUAUUAAGGAGCGGGAGAUCCGGCGGCCUUCGUCGGACAUCUUGGGACGGGUUGGACUCAUAUACGAGUGGUGGUUCAUGCUCCAGACGAAUUUUGUCGACGUGGUGCACGGGUACCACCUCCAGCGCUUCGGGGUCGCGUCACUGGCAGAAAGAGAACUGCACGACCUGUUCCUGAACUGCCGCGAGCGUAGCGGUCUAUUACCGCGUUUGCGCAUCUUCUGCCUGUUGGCCGGUGUGCGCCAGGGUGAUCUGCCCGCCGUCUCGUUCUUGCAGCCCGGCUCGCUGGGCAGCACGCUCGAUCUCCUCGCCGACGCGAAGGCGCGGCAGGAGAACACCAUCCAACGGCGAAGCGGAGACGCCCUCGAGUUCUACGUCAACGCUAUACUGUUGAUAAGAAAGAACUGCGACCUGGACCCGGACGGGCCCCUCUUCCCCGAGACGCACGCCUCGGGCACGGACGCCAACAGGUGCGGCUUCUGGCUCGCGCCCUUGGAGCUGCUGGAGAAGACGGCGCACCAGUUGUUAGAUGCGAGGCUAGGAGAAAAUUCAAGGGAGAUGGAUAUUAUUGUGGGCGAGAUGGAAUUACUGCGACAAUACGACGACCAGGGCGACGUCGACGCGUUCCUGCAUAUGUUGUUAAGGCACUGGGCCACGGCCGUCGAGGAUCGCGUCGAGAAGGCCGCGGAGGCCGUGAAGCCGCCUCAACCAAAGGAGGAGGACGACAGUGCACAAACGGUGUCGGUGGGCGCGGCCGAGGCGUUACGGUCCACCGAGGGCUUCGCGCGGACGCGCGUCAUCUUGGGCGUGGCGGAGGAUUCCGAGGAUGCCCUCGCAGUCGAGAGGCAGCGCUUCGCGAACGCCCGUGCGUAUGGUCAGGCUUUGAUCGCCAUCGAGGGCGGCGGCGCGGUCAAGGAAAAGCUCAGCGAGGAGGCCGCCUGCGCCGCCGCUCUCGAAAAGACGGCGCGCGGCGACAUGUCCGGCGCGUGGGUGCGGACCCGAAGUGCCCCUGCCACUGGGCAGCUGUUCUUCGACGCUCAAAGUGCUGCCACACAGCUAUUACAAGCGUGGGACGCCUACCAGCAGGUCAUGGCGGACUUCCUGGACGAAUUUGAAGUGUCCUUCAUGGAGGGGUAUGAGGGCGAGGUCGAAAAGACGCGGGGCUUUGUCUACGAAGCGAACAUGGCCCUCGACAAGCUCCGGAAGGAGGACUGGAUGAGCGGCACGACGGUGGCGUUGUUCCAGGUCAUGAACGGGGCCUGGGGCCGCGCGCGGGACGCCUUCGACGCGGUCCACGCGCUGCGGAGCGCGCAGGCGGCCCACGUCGCGCGGCAACUGUCCGAAGGGAGGUGUGUGGAGGAGGAGCUCGACGCCGAUUUGGUACCGGUUGCGGGCUGGACCGCGGCGCUCGAGUUCCUGCGCGACGCGUGGGUCCUCGGGUCCUCUUCCAAGGUGGUGCCCGUGGCGCGGGCGAUCGACCUGGACGCCGUUGCUAAGGCUGCUGGGGACUCGGAUGGGUAAUCUUCUUUUCCGAUGC
Pelagomonas calceolata is the source of this 4871-nucleotide messenger RNA. The record is from the annotation of a GenBank genome assembly. Lineage: Eukaryota; Pelagophyceae; Pelagomonadales; Pelagomonadaceae.